Messenger RNA from Mycotypha africana, 1694 nucleotides. Its product is annotated as exostosin family-domain-containing protein. Lineage: Eukaryota; Fungi; Mucoromycota; Mucoromycetes; Mucorales; Mycotyphaceae. The record is from RefSeq and is a predicted model, not a curated record. The transcript has a single exon. Gene Ontology annotation, molecular function: glycosyltransferase activity. Bases 380 to 1633 code for a protein of 417 amino acids.
AUUUUAUACAAAAUAUAAUUUUAAUUUAUAGUUCAUUUGCAGCUUUUUUCUAGACAAAGUAGCAAAUUUCUAAACUGCAUUCGUCAUUCUACAGGUAGCCGUUUCCAUUUUAGUGUAGUUCGGUCUCCAAGUUUCAACUUAAACGUCUCAAAAAUUGGUUUAUUUCGUCUAAUUAUAUUGCAGUUUUACCUAAACUCGAAGGUGAAAAUCUGUAAAAGUAUAAACAAAUCAGGAAAAUCUUCCAGAAAUUAAAUAUUGAAAAAAAAAAAUAAGGUCCUACCGGUUUUUGAUCCUGCCGCUUGUAUAUUUCCCUCUUCCCCUUUAUUACUUCUUUUUUGAUAGUUACAACUAAACAAAAAGCUUUGAAGACAAAACGGAAAUGGCAGCCGUAGUACGGUUCAAAAAGAAAUGGUUGUCUCUGAUAGCUGUGGUAUUUAUAAUACUAUGCUUACUAUUUGAAGUGAGCCGAUUUACAGCACAACCAGCACCACCUCUCCCACUUGUAGACACACCGUCUUACUGGCCAUCACCGGUCGAGCAAGCCAUUUGUCAGCCAAAAAUCUAUGUAUAUAAAGCACAUGACAGUUUUCAAGUUCCCAAAUCUACACAAGACAAUCGCUGUCAUGAAUCCAAUUAUAACUCUGAAAUUAUCCUCCAUAAUCAACUUGUUGAUUCUUCCAGUCCGUUUUAUCAAUUUUAUGUCACUGAAAAGCCAGAAGAAGCCGAUUUUUUCUUUAUACCCUUUUUCGGUGCUUGUUACCUUUACAACUGUUGGUCAAAACAUAAUUGGAAUUGGGAUGAACGUUGCGAUGUCGAUCUGCGAUACGUUGAUCCGAUGAUGGACAUGGUCAUAAACGAGUAUCCCUAUUGGAAUCGCUCAGGUGGCAAAGAUCACAUCAUGAUCCACCCAAUGGACAAGACAUUUACUUACUAUGAAAGUAACCAGAGAUUUCAACCUGCAAUUUUUUUGAAAACUGUAGGUGACAAAAGAGAAAAGUGGGCUCAUCGACAUCGAUACGAUCGAGAUAUUGUGAUUCCUUCCGCUACACGUAUGAUUCAUCAUCUAAAAGCCGACCCUAUGAAAUACCUUACACCUGAUGGCCAACCCAAGAAAGGCACAAGGGACAUUUUUGUCUUAUUUCAAGGCUGUUGUCCUGAAGUUAAGCCAGAGGACGUCUAUUCUAACGGCAUACGAUCUUUAUUUUUCAACCAUUUCAAAAAUUACCGUGGAUAUGAAAUCGGACAGGUGAUUGCAGACGAAGAGUAUAUUCAAAAGCUUGCUCGUGCCAAGUAUGGAUUAAGUCCCAUGGGUUGGACUUUGGAUACCACUCGUAUUUGGGAGUUUAUUGCUUUUGGCGUUGUACCUGUCGUAAUUGCAGAUGGCAUCGUUGAACCCUUCGAGUUCGAUGUGGACUGGGAUUCUUUCGUAGUAAAGAUUCGCAGGGAUGAAGUGCAUCGCCUGGACGAUAUUUUGAGGUCUAUUGAUGAAAAAACCUAUGAAUAUAAACGUCGAAAGCUAUGGGAGUACGGACGACGAGUCGGGUUAGAACAAGACGCCUGGCAUUUUAUCGUACGCCAAUUAUGUAGAAUAGCAAAUAUCCAUGAACCUGUCAACCUUGGUUUAGGUUAUUAAUAUAGACUCUAGCUCAACCUUAUUUAUUUCUAUCAUUUAUUUCUAUCAUUUUUCAAGGACA